Molecule: messenger RNA, 1059 nt
Organism: Schistosoma turkestanicum
Lineage: Eukaryota; Metazoa; Platyhelminthes; Trematoda; Strigeidida; Schistosomatidae
Source: the annotation of a GenBank genome assembly
AAUCACUGAUGCAAUUCAAACCAACUUUUGGGUCGAUUUCCCUGCAUUCAAAAUGUCAGCAAUGCAGGAUGACUUUGACAGACUCGGAAUAUUCAAGGAAAUGUCCUAUAUUACUAUACGUGAUCAGUAUGAUAAAAAAGACAGUCAAAAAACACGGUCAGCAUUCAAAGGUAAACAAAUGUAUUGCGAUGGAUCCAAAGAAAAGUCUGCGACAGCAGAUGGCUAUUUCGGGCCUUUCAUACGCAUUUUUAAUGGUGAUAAUAAAAUUGAUUAUGGGAGGCUUAUUCGAAUCCAAAGAAAGGAAAGCUCCAAGAAAAAUAAAGGAAAAGCUUGGAUCCCUCCAAACGGAACACAUCAUCUUCUUGGCUUGGGCAGCACCAUAGACACGUUUAGUGGACCUAUACCUUACUUUAAACCAAUAACUAAAUUGAAAAGUCAAAGAGUGCCCCAACAGAAAAAUUUUUACACUUCCCCUGGUAAAAAAGGCUGCGGCUCCUAUAUUGACAUAACAAUAGGAAAAUACCCAAGUUAUAAGAGUGAUCCUUAUGACAAAAAACCUGACAAUGAACAAAGCUCAUCAAUCGGGAAGCAGUUUUAUCUUAGCAUGCACCCCCAGGAGUACUUCGAUAAAAAUCCUUACUAUGAAGCACGUACUAAAAAAAGGCCUUCCACUGGAUCUGUCAUCAGUAAAACGAUGCAAUCUAAAUCCGUAUUCAAACCGUCGAGUACGCCAAAAUUAUUGGGCGGAUGCAAAGAUGGUUGCUUCAGCCCUUUUCCUUAUUAUAGCCCAGACAAAUCCAAGAAAAUUGUUUCCGAGAAGUUUGACCGACCUCCAAUCAAAAUGCCAUUCUGUCCGAAACCAUAUCCUAUUAGUUCUAUUGUAGAAGUAAACAUCAAAAGACGCAUCAAUUCAUCUAAUUAUAAAAGUUCAAAUCCAUCAAUUUUUGAUCGUUAAACUUAUCAACGUAUUUAUAUACAGUUAUAUCAAAUGACAAUUAAAAUCUCAAUCAUAUAAGAGAAACUGUAUAACAAAUUGUUAGGAAAAAAAAAUUUUCAAAC